This is a messenger RNA of Racocetra fulgida, 164 nucleotides long. Lineage: Eukaryota; Fungi; Glomeromycota; Glomeromycetes; Diversisporales; Gigasporaceae. The record is from the annotation of a GenBank genome assembly.
GACUUUACCAACCUUAAUUACUACUGUAUAUACCAAACACAUAACCUAUUUAUAUACUUAUAAUGACGUAAAAAUGGAUAUUGAUACUGAUGAAAUUGAUUAUUCUGCUAUGGAAGCAAGAAAUGAAAUACAAGGACAAACCCAUACGCGCCAAGAAAAUGAUG